CCUUCCCUCCCCGGCGUCUCCACGGCGCCUGCGCGGACGGAAGCCGGGGAGGACCAUGGCGACGUGCGGGGAGAUCCUGCGGAGCGAGUUCCCCGACAUCGACGGGCAGGUGUUCGACUACGUCACCGGCGUCCUGCACAGCGGCAGCGCGGAUUUCGAGUCUGCGGACGACCUGGUGGACGCCGUCGGAGAGCUGCUGCGGGAGGUUUCCGGGGACAGCAAGGAUGACGCGGGCAUCCGAGCCGUUUGCCAGCGCAUGUACAACACGCUGCGCCUGGCCGAGCCGCAGGCCCAGGGCCCCAGCCAGGUGCUCCUGGAUGCCCCCAUCCAGCUGUCCAAGAUAGCGGACGCCUACGAUUGCGGCUCCGAGCGCCCGGGACCGCCCAAGAGAGACCCGUCCUCGACGGUGAACGCCAAAAAGCUGGAGAAGGCCGAGGCGCGGCUGAAAGCCAAGCAGGAGAAGCGCACGGAGAGGGACACCCUGAAGACCGGCGGCCCCGGGGCCCUCGAGGAGGCGUCGGCCAGCCAGGCGGGCAGCAGGAAGGAAAGCCGCCUGGAGUCGUCGGGCAAGAAUAAAUCCUACGACGUCCGGAUCGAGAACUUCGACGUGUCCUUUGGAGAGCGGGUGCUGUUGACGGGGGCGGACGUGAACCUGUCCUGGGGCCGGCGGUACGGGCUGGUGGGGCGCAACGGGCUGGGCAAGACCACCCUGCUGAAGAUGCUGGCCACCCGGAGCCUGCGAGUCCCGGCCCACAUCUCCCUGCUGCACGUGGAGCAGGAGGUGGCGGGGGACCAGACGCCCGCGCUGCAGAGCGUCCUGGAGAGCGACGCCCUCCGGGAAGGGCUCCUGGGCCAGGAGCGCCGGCUCAGCGCCCGGAUCGCCAGCGGCGGAGCGGAAGCCCAGGAGGCGGCCCAGCUGGCGGAGAUCUACGCCAAGCUCGAAGAAAUUGAAGCGGACAAAGCACCUGCCAGGGCGUCCGUCAUCCUCGCGGGCCUCGGGUUCACCCCCAAGAUGCAGCGGCAGCCCACCCGAGAGUUCUCCGGUGGCUGGAGGAUGCGGCUGGCCCUGGCCCGAGCCCUGUUUGCCAGGCCCGAUCUUCUGCUACUGGACGAGCCCACCAACAUGCUGGACGUGAGAGCGAUCCUCUGGCUAGAGAACUACCUGCAGACGUGGCCGUCGACCAUCCUGGUGGUCUCCCACGACCGGAACUUCCUGAACGCCGUGGCCACGGACAUCAUCCACCUGCACAGCCAGCGGCUGGACGGCUACCGUGGCGACUUUGAAGCCUUCAUCAAGAGCAAACAGGAGCGGCUGCGCAGCCAGCAGCGCGAGUACGAGGCCCAGCAGCAGUACCGCCAACACAUCCAGGUGUUCAUUGACCGGUUUCGCUACAACGCCAACAGAGCCUCUCAAGUGCAAAGUAAACUCAAACUGUUGGAGAAGCUGCCGGAGCUGAAGCCCGUGGACAAAGAGUUGGAGGUGGUUUUGAAGUUCCCGGAUGGCUUUGAAAAGUUCUCCCCGCCCGUGCUACAGCUGGAUGAGGUGGAUUUCUACUACGACCCCGACCACCUCAUCUUCCAGCGCCUGUCCGUCUCUGCCGAUCUCGAGUCCCGCAUCUGCGUGGUUGGGGAGAAUGGAUCCGGAAAGUCUACCAUGCUAAAGCUGCUAAUGGGAGACCUGACGCCUGUACGGGGGAUCAGGCAUGCUCACAGGAACCUGAAGAUCGGCUACUUCAGCCAGCACCACGUAGACCAGCUGGACCUGACCGUCAGCGCCGUGGAGCUCCUGGCUCGCAGGUUUCCCGGCCGGCCGGAGGAGGAGUACCGUCACCAGCUGGGCCGCUACGGCAUCUCGGGGGAACUGGCCGUGCGCCCCGUGGCCAGCCUCUCCGGAGGCCAGAAGAGCCGAGUGGCCUUUGCCCAGAUGACGAUGCCCUGUCCCAACUUCUACAUCCUGGACGAGCCCACCAACCACCUGGACAUGGAGACCAUUGAAGCGCUGGGCCGGGCUCUCAACAAGUUUCAGGGCGGCGUGAUCCUGGUGUCGCACGACGAGCGCUUCAUCCGGCUGGUGUGUCAGGAGCUGUGGGUGUGCGAAGGCGGGGGCGUCACCCGCAUCGAGGGCGGCUUCGACCAGUACCGGGACCUGCUGCAGGAGCAGUUCCGGCGGGAAGGCUUCCUCUAGGCUCGCCCGGGGCACGGACACCGGCUCCCCCGGGCCUCGGUCGGGCCGCGCUGGGUUCCCCUCGGGACCGGGGAUGGCUUUGAUUCCUCGCUUUCCUCUCCCCUCAGCCGGGGCUCCCUUUGCACAUCCCGGGGAGCCCUGUCCAAGGGGCCUGUCUCCCUUCUCGGGGGGGCAGGGGGAGGUUCACUGGGCUCUCUGUGGCCAGUCUGUAAAUAAACCUGCCCCACGCCCGCCUCGUCUGCCCUGCUCCCUGGGGGAGGAGCCCCGCCUGCUCCCUGGAGGGGACCCGGUCCGCUCUUGGGAACUGUGGCUUGGGCACGGCCGAGAAGCGGAGUCGCGGAGGAUGAGGUUGGUUCGGAGGAUGGUGGUGAGAGGAAUGGAACUGGUGUCCCAGUGGCCCGUGGGUUCUCCGAGGGAGGGCAAGAAGGCUGGGGCUGUUCCUUCCUUCCCUCCCUCUUUUCCUUCCCUUCUUCCCCCUUCUCCCUGGCCCCCAGCCUUGGAUUCCCCCCUACAGAAACCACAUAAGAGCCAAAAGAAGCUCCCUGGGUCCUUCAGGGAGUGACAGAAUCACCCACUCGUCGCCCCCAAGGUGACUGAGCACCCUCCUCCUCUCGCCCAGCCUUUUAGUCACUCCCUUGUCCUAGCGUCGUCAGAGACGGCCGACUUCAAGAAGCCCUGACGCCGCCUCUCCUCCUCGGGACCGGAGGCCGCAUUUUGGCAGCCGCCUCGGUGAGCGUUCCAGGACGCAAUUAGGCUCUGUCUCUUGGAGGCCACGUCCCUCUCUACCCUUGAAUAUUUCAUGACUUUUUGGCCCCGAAAGCUACUGACUAAGGUCCACGCCUCAGCUGAAGUGUCAGGCUUCUCAUCUCGCCUCCUCUGUGAUCUCUGCCUCCUUAGAGCCUUCCCUCUCUCCAGCCAAUUCCUUCCCUACCCCGGAUCCUGCCGGGCCAGGAUGGAAUGGCUACUGGUUCUUGCUCAUCUCCCACAGUUGCUCCGAUGGCGAGUAGUAUGAUCCCCUGCCCUCUCCAUCCAGUGGGGCCCCUGUUCUUCGGCAGUAGCAGUCCCUACCGUGCACACGGCGCUGUACGAGGAACUUGGGGACCACAAGAUAAAGGCAGAUGCCACCAUCCCGACCCUAAAGAUGCUUACUGUCUCCCUUUUCCCUUUGCGAUUCCUCGGUUUUGGGAUCUGAUUUGAGGGGGCCUGAGGGAAUCAUCUUUUUUUUCGUUUUUCAUCUCCCACCCGACCCUCGCUGUCACUAACUAGGAGUUGGUUACAUUCUCAGCCUAGUCGGAUCUAGUUAAAAUCGGAAUCUCCAGCAAACGGAUUUGCCUCGCGUAGAUCAGGACUCCGAACGUGAAAGUUCCUAGAAGGAGGAUAUCCGGGGAGGCAGCGAGUUGAUUUGGAAGCGGACCGUCUAAGGGAUCUGGGUUAGGCUUUGGGAAACCGGAGCUGGCGGUAAAUCAGGAAGAGGAAGGGAACUAGAAUUCCUAGGAUCCCUUCUGGUCCCAUAACAGCCCUGGAAGGCUACAGUUUUAUGGUGAGAAACUGAUUUGAUCGUGUGACACUCCUAGGAGCCUGCUUUGAGCUUUCGCGAUGCUAUAUAGGACUAAGCUUCACCUUUUAAACCUGAAACCUAACAAUACCCUCCCUUAUUACAGAGAACUGGGUUCCCUUUAUUCCAGAUGAUCUUUAGAAUUUACUGGCUCUGUGCAGAGCAGUCAAUGGGAUUGAGCGCUUACUGUGUACAAAGCACUGUACUGAGCACU
Tachyglossus aculeatus (Australian echidna) is the source of this 3954-nucleotide messenger RNA. It is a transcript of the gene ABCF3, whose product is annotated as ATP binding cassette subfamily F member 3. Gene Ontology annotation, molecular function: ATP binding; ATP hydrolysis activity. The record is from RefSeq and is a predicted model, not a curated record. The transcript has 21 exons. The coding region runs from base 56 to 2185 and encodes 709 amino acids. NCBI's taxonomy places the organism in Eukaryota, Metazoa, Chordata, Mammalia, Monotremata, Tachyglossidae.